This is a messenger RNA of Aspergillus tanneri, 183 nucleotides long. RefSeq lists its product as uncharacterized. Bases 1 to 183 code for a protein of 60 amino acids. Lineage: Eukaryota; Fungi; Ascomycota; Eurotiomycetes; Eurotiales; Aspergillaceae. The record is from RefSeq and is a predicted model, not a curated record. The transcript has 2 exons.
AUGUCUGUCGUUAGAGCUCUUGGAAUCAUCGGUAAUAUCUUGAAAAUCGUCUCGUUCGGCGCGAGCAACUUUGGCGGCGGCUCUGAGUCCCACUCUGGCUCGACUAUCAAGGUUGCCGUGGCCCUGGAUGGUCCCAGCGGGACAUCGAAUGCUGGAGGGGAUCUGCUCGACAUACGAAUCUAG